AGACACUGCACGCAACAGCGAAGCCUUUAGUUAACUAGUUGAAGUGCGCUGCGGUUGUACUUGAGUAAAUAUACCCUUUUUGCGAAUUCGGUAAAAACAAAACGUGUGUGAUCUAAUUUUGAAAAAUGUUGCGUUAUCUAAACUUUAAAAUAACACCUAAGACUAUAACAGUACUUUUUGUGUUGUUUCUCGGUUCAUUAACCCGUGCGGAAGAUCGCGCUACGUCGACAGCUUCCGUUACAACCAACUCGGACCAAUCAACGUCUCUUGGUUCGGGUUCCACGAGGCAAAUAGAUGGUUCUAUUAAAAGGAAUGUAAAUUUGAGAGAUUUAUCAACAUCAAGUUCGGCCAAAAGUUAUGAUACGCCGCCAGAAUUUUAUAGAGGCCCAGGUUCACCCAGCAAAACAUCAUCUUCGACAUCAAGCUCGUCUUCAGCUUCAAUCAAUACACCUUAUCAUAAUCGCGACAGCGCCACCGCAAGCUUUAUCUCCAAACCCAUCACGUUUCCAGACCUUACCGGAAAAAAAAAAUUCCACAACAAUGAUCCCAGUCAACAACUAGCGAACUCUUUCAACAACUGGCAGCAGAUACGCGGACAAAGCGCACAGGAUAGGAUCAGUGUGAAACCUUAUGGCAGCAACGAGGUGCAUGGACUAACUUCAGGUUACGCACCUGGUGGAGGCGGUGACCACCACAGCUACCAUGACAUACGACCCUACACAACCGGUGGACACUACAUCGACUACGGCCCUACACAUGCCAGUGGACACUACGGCGCCACCGGUCACAGCGGCUACUAUGGCGGAGCGAACAGUGUCGAGGCCGGCGCUAUACCCUUCGACGUGUAUGGCGGCAAAGGCAUCGGCCACUAUGCGGGCGCCGGUGGUGAGUACUCAUACACCUACCCGGAAGUGCCACACGAAACGGCAGCGCACAAGGGCCACCACGAGCUGUCGCAGAAGGCUUUGUUGGCUAAAAGUUUUCUCAUACCGCUUGCAAGUGCCGCGGUUUUGGGCAUCGCCGCGGCGCUGGCCAGCAAUCCGCUGCUACUGCAACUGGGCACAGUAUCUGGCGUGCCUGUGAGCGUGGUGGGUAAAAGACGACGUAGAGAUUUGCGAACUUUGAGCGCAGUGAAAGCGGGAUUAGUGGCCAGUGAGCUGCCGAAGUCUGAAAGAAAAGCUGCGGCGGGCGCAGACAUGGCUUAUCGCGCCCAACAUCUGCGGUCCAAGGCACGUGUGUAGUUGGAGACUUGACUGCAGCAAGAACCCGUAGAAAGGAAGUAGGAAGAGACGGUAAUUCAAUUUUCUUGCUCCCCUCUACGGAAAGGCGGCCCAGCACAGCGCUUCAUUGUGAUUGAAUUGUGAAGUAGAAAAGGAAGAGAUGGCGCUUAGAUAGUAAAAUACUCAAAUAAAGACAGACCAAAUCUUGAUAAAACAUAAGCGAAAAAAAAUAUAAAA
Molecule: messenger RNA, 1457 nt
Organism: Bactrocera oleae (olive fruit fly)
Lineage: Eukaryota; Metazoa; Arthropoda; Insecta; Diptera; Tephritidae
Source: RefSeq, a predicted model, not a curated record